UGUUACUCCUUUUCUAUCAAUCACCAAAACCCAUUCAUUGUCUUAAACCCUAGCUAAACCCCAAGAACCGCUCACUACUACCACACCAAAGAAAAUGAGACCCUUCGGAUUGGUCUUUACGGUCAUGUUCUUGGUCUCAGCCUUUUCGGAAUCAAGAACCGCCGAUUGCAGAGUUCUCCUUGGUGGUUCCACGGAGGAAAUUGCUCAAUCUAGAAAUCAUGGGGUCGAUUUGCGAAGCGAAGACUUCUUAGGAGUCGUGAUACAUGGUUAUAGAAAGCUAAGGUGGCUCUCUUCGGCCGGAGAGAGGAUGCAUACAAUGGCUUCAGGACCGAGCAGGAGAGGUGCUGGUCACUAAAAUACUAAACACAAAGCGAUACAUUAUUCAGAUAAUUCAAUAUUUAUUUAGCUCAGGUUAUACAAAUAUAUUUUCAUUUAUUAUUAGGUUUAUUAUAUUUAUUCAGUCGUUACAACAUCAAUGUAAAGUUUUAGAAGGAAGAUAUUCUUUGAUCAUACAAUACUCUGGUUUCCUUCUCAUAAACACCCUUGUUGUA
Molecule: messenger RNA, 551 nt
Organism: Capsella rubella
Lineage: Eukaryota; Viridiplantae; Streptophyta; Magnoliopsida; Brassicales; Brassicaceae
Exons: 1
Coding region: 95-355 (86 amino acids)
Source: RefSeq, a predicted model, not a curated record